AUGGACCUCACAAACUCCGAAACUAUUCACGAAGCCUUGGGACGAACCGCCAUCAUAACACCACGAGCCCGGCUACAGAAGCUAACCGUACGGAUCCGGAAGAUUAAAGAAAAGUAUGAAGAGGGAACACCGGAGGCCAACUUAACGCUCUUGGUGCUAGAAAGACUUGAGAAAGCGAGAGGAGAAUUAGAUGAAGAUAUAGAGCGGCUGGAAGCAGUGUGCGGACAACGAGGAAAACCGCACUUUCUAGCUUCUGAGACCGAUCAUGAAGCAACUCCUCCUCGGGCGAAUUCGGUGAUAAACGAAACCAGCGAAAGGAUAGAAGCUCCUUUCACCGAACAACCUGGAGUCUCCAAACCGGGUAUUACAGAAGAAAGGGUUAAGUUCCUCCUUCAAGAGUUUGAAGACUCAACGGUUCACCCAUUAGAGGAAAGAAUGAAGAGAACCGUAAGCCUGGAACUCCGCAACCAGCUUCACCGAACCGAGGCCUUAGAAGAAGACACCUCAGGACUAAAGGAUGACUUCGAUCGGCUUAAAAGAGAGACCGAACAAAGAUUAAGAGAGGUCACUGAGGAUCUGGUCGGCACAACACUUGAUAGGGUCUCGGAACUGGAAAAGAAGAAUGCGGGUCUUGAAGACCGCAACGACAAACUCGAGGCCGACCUCAAGGCGCUUACCGCACAAGUUGAUGAAUUACUCAAGGCCAAGUUGAAUGCGGAUCAAGCGGUUGUGGAGGCAAAUGCCCGAGCGGCUAAGGAAGUCUAG
Impatiens glandulifera is the source of this 765-nucleotide messenger RNA. RefSeq names its product titin homolog. Lineage: Eukaryota; Viridiplantae; Streptophyta; Magnoliopsida; Ericales; Balsaminaceae. Bases 1 to 765 code for a protein of 254 amino acids. The record is from RefSeq and is a predicted model, not a curated record. The transcript has 2 exons.